AUCUCGUUUCUGCGUGAUUGAAAAUAGGAUAAAGCGCACUGUUUGAAUUUUGUAACGAACCAUUCGAAUUUGAAUCAAAAUGAGUCAUCUAGCUACAGAUGAAAAAAUGGACGUCGAUUCCGAUGCGAAACCCGGCAUGUCGUCGUCUCAUUUGGUCCCGUCUGCGUCGUCCCAGGUAGGACUCGGCAAGUCGGUAUGUGUAGAAUCGCGAAAUGUUAUGGCCGGUAGCGCUACAGUACCGUCUGUGACAUGUUCCCUGCAUCCGUUGGUAAUUAUGAAUAUAUCCGAUCACUGGACAAGGAUUCGUGCACAAAAUGGGUUCAGAUCUCAGGUUUUUGGAGCCCUAAUCGGUAAGCAGAAAGGACGAAACAUCGAGGUGAUGAAUUCUUUCGAAUUAAAGUUCGAUGUAGUAGAAGAUGAGGUGCAUAUUUUGAUGGAUUACUACAAUGUAAAAGAACAACAAUACAAGCAGGUCUUCAGCGAUUUGGACUUUCUCGGUUGGUAUACCACUGGUGGUGUUCCUUCUGAGAAGCACAUCAAUAUUCACAAACAGAUUUGUCAAAUCAACGAAUGCCCAAUUAUGUUAUUGCUAGAUCCAACUAGUCGCAAUAUGAAUCAGUUGCCGAUUUCACUGUAUGAAUCCGUUAUCGAUAUCGUCCAAGGCGACGCAGUGAUGCUUUUUGUUCCACUGACGUACACGUUGGCAACCGAAGAAGCAGAAAGAAUUGGAGUUGAUCACGUUGCUCGUAUGUCUACUAACGAAUCCGAUGAAAAUUCGAGUGUUGCUGAACAUUUGCUUGCUCAGCACAAUGCUAUUAAAAUGCUGCAUUCAAGAGUGAAAAUUGUGUUGGCAUACAUUAAAGCUGUUGAGGCUGGACAACUAGAGGUAAAUCAAGAAAUACUCCGUGGUGCUUUCUCCUUGAGCCGUCGUCUGCCAGUGAUUCAGAACCCAGCCUUCAAAGAAGAAUUUUAUACGCAAUCGAAUGAUGUUGGUCUCAUUACAUAUCUUGGAGCCUUAACAAAGGUGUCCAACGAUAUGAAUCAACUAGUUAAUAAAUUCAACGUUUUAUACGAUCGCCAGGGAAUGGGGCGUAGAAUGCGAGGAUUAUUUUUCUAGACGCUCGGUUUAGUAGUUUGGUCAAAUUUAUUAGAUCCCGUCUACGGUAUAUUUGUACCACAAUACACAGAAUUCAACAAAACCAAGCAACAAACGUAAGAUUUUCAUUUACCGCAUUGUCCACCGGAGCUAGUUGCAGCAUUGUCAGCAGCCUUUUCAUCUUCGCUGAUUUCUUCUUCAUCAUCGUCGGAAUCCUCUUCAUCGUCCGAGCCAUCAUCAUAGUCGUCGUCAUCGUCGGAAUCAGUUUCGUUGUAGCGAUCUGCAGCUUGACGAUAGGCAGUAUACUCGGCAUCGUAAACGUAGUCAUCCUCAUCUCCGGAGUCAUCUUGGCGUUUACGGCCAUAUUUAUG
Molecule: messenger RNA, 1467 nt
Organism: Sabethes cyaneus
Lineage: Eukaryota; Metazoa; Arthropoda; Insecta; Diptera; Culicidae
Gene: CSN6
Product: COP9 signalosome complex subunit 6
Exons: 5
Coding region: 80-1117 (345 amino acids)
Biological process (GO): protein deneddylation
Cellular component (GO): COP9 signalosome
Molecular function (GO): protein binding; metallopeptidase activity
Source: RefSeq, a predicted model, not a curated record